This is a messenger RNA of Acipenser ruthenus (sterlet), 6190 nucleotides long. RefSeq names its product ephrin type-B receptor 4a-like. Lineage: Eukaryota; Metazoa; Chordata; Actinopteri; Acipenseriformes; Acipenseridae. Bases 726 to 3767 code for a protein of 1013 amino acids. Gene Ontology annotation, biological process: axon guidance; cell surface receptor protein tyrosine kinase signaling pathway; protein phosphorylation. The transcript is spliced from 16 exons. Gene Ontology annotation, cellular component: plasma membrane; neuron projection. The record is from RefSeq and is a predicted model, not a curated record. Gene Ontology annotation, molecular function: transmembrane-ephrin receptor activity; protein binding; ATP binding.
CGCUAGUGUACACCCGCACGGCACAGGGGAAAGUUUAGUGCAAAACUUCAAGGGGGAUUUGAAAGUUGCAACCAGUACACGGUGGAGAAAAAAAGGCGAUUGACAAGAAAAGCAAAAGCGAAGAAGUAUUUUUUUUGGGGGGGUUUGUUCAGCCGAUUAUUAUUUUGUCGUUCUUUUAAGGGAGGUACAGUUUAUCGGGACGCUGAACAGAAAGAGUUUUAGGUGUUUUUUUUGGUUAUUUCUUUUGACAAAGAAGGAUUGAUCGCUAUUGAGGAGAAGACGGGUUGUUUGGACUUUCUUUAUUUUUGUAUUUAAACACCCACGAAGCAAGAAGACUAACAGCUAAAAAAAUAAAUAAAAACGGAUUAUCUUGCUAGAAACUGUCAACUUGUUCCAUCUACCAACCGCAAAAAAAAUCAAAAAAAAAACUAUCAAACAAAGACUUGUACUCAAACACUACGCGACUUGCGUUCAUCUCCUUGGCUUAUUAUGAGGAAAAAAACAGCUGGUUUAUGAAAAAAAACGACAGCAAUAAUACUACCAAGAAAAAAAAAUCAUUAAAUGUCAUUUGGCGAGCAGCCAGCGAGUUCAGAGGCUCCUCUGUUAUCGACGGAGACAAUAAAACGCAUGUUUUUGUGUUAGCUGCUGUGCGAGACGCACGCUAUUGAAAACACACACACACACAAACUUUGGGUGUAUUAAAAACCAAACCAGAAAGAAGGUGCAUGUUCACCGAUGCGCGGAAGAAAGCAAGCGGGGCUCUACAGCAGCUGACGCGGUUGUUGCUCAUUCCUGGAUCUGCUCUGCCGCGGUAUAUCUGUAUUCAAGAGGCGAGACUCGCGAUGUAUUGCUGGGUGAUUCUAAGCUUCUUGCGUCUGUCCUGGGCUGUGGAAGAAACGCUCAUGAAUACCAAACUGGAAACGGCGGACUUGAAAUGGACAACGUUCCCUAAAACAGACCCACAGUGGGAGGAGGUGAGCGGUCUGGACGAGGAAUCCAACAGCGUCCGCACUUACGAGAUCUGCAACCCCAGCGAGGCCAGCUGGCUCCGGACCACCCUGAUCCCUCGCCGGGGGGCCACACACGUCUACGUGGAGAUCAAGUUCACGAUGAUGGAGUGCUCCUCCAUCCCGCACAGCACCCGCGGCUGCAAGGAGACCUUCAACCUCUUCUACUUCCAGGCGGACAGCGACGUCGCCACGGCCCACUUCCCCGCCUGGAUGGAGAACCCGUACACCAAAGUGGACACCGUGGCCGCUGACCACCUCCUCCGCAAGGGGACCUUCGGGAAAUUCAACACCAAGACCCUCAGCCUGGGUCCGCUGUCCAAAACGGGAUUCUACUUGGCUUUCCAAGCCCAGGGCUCCUGCAUGGCUCUCCUGUCAGUGAGAGUCUUUUACAAAAAGUGCCCGCCGCUCACCGUGAACUUCACGAGCUUUGAGGCGACGGUGCCCCGGAGUCUGGUGGAGGAGGCGACAGGGAGGUGCGUGCCCAACGCCCGCAGGUCCUCGCCGGCGCCCCCUAGGAUGUUUUGCGGGCAGGACGGGCAGUGGGUGGAGCAGGUGACGUCGGACUGCGCCUGCGAUGAAGGUUACGAGCCAGCGGAGAGGAGCACCAAGUGCAGAGGUUGCCCUGUGGGCACUUUCAAAGCCACCCACGGUCCGGGGUCCUGCCAGGCUUGCCCUGUGAACAGCCAAUCAGCUUCCGCGGGGUCCAGCGUGUGCUCCUGCCGUAAUGGGUACUACCGCGCCAGGACCGACCCCGCCCACAUGCCCUGCAGCACCCCGCCCUCAGCCCCUCGGAGCAUUGUGACCCGCAUCAACGACACCUUGGUCACGCUGGAGUGGAGCCAGCCUGUGGACAUGGGGGGCCGUUCUGACCUCUCCUACAACAUCGUCUGUCGCAAGUGCAAGGAUCCGCCGGUGAAGGGGGUCUGCGAGAACUGCGAGGAGAGCGUCUCUUUCCGGCCCCUGCAGAGGGCGCUGUCCCAGCGCAGGGUGGACAUCUGGGGGCUGUCCCCCUACACCACCUACACCUUCGAGAUCCAGGCGGUCAACGGCGUGUCCGAGCUGAGUAGCUCCCCGCCACAGUCCGAGAUGGUCAACAUCACGACCAACAAGGAUGUUCCGGUUCCGGUGACCAGGAUCCAGGAGAAAGAAGUGACCGGGAGCAGUCUGACCCUUUACUGGCCAGUGCCUGCCCAAUCCAACUACCAGAUUCUGGACUAUCAAGUCAAGUACUUCGAAAAGGACCAAGGUGAAGUGGGUGCCAUCCUUCUCAAAAGCAACACCAAUUCCAUCAUUAUUAACGAGCUGAAACGUGGCACGAUCUACGUGGUCAAAGUGAGGGCCAGGACCAUGGCUGGCUACGGCAGCUUCAGCCAGGAUAUCUCCUUCCGCACCCAGCCUGAUGAACAAACUAACAGGGACCAGCAAAUUGCACUGAUCGCAAGUACUGUGGCUGUCGGAGUGCUGGUGGUGGCGAUCGUCAUUAUCGUUGCGGUCGUCUGCAUCAGGAAGCACGGCAACUCCAAGGAUCCUGAAUAUUCCGAUAAACAUGGGCAGUACCUCAUUGGCCACGGAAUGAAGGUCUACAUCGACCCCUUCACUUACGAAGACCCCAACGAAGCCGUGCGCGAGUUCGCCAAGGAAAUCGACGUGUCCUGCGUCAAGAUUGAAGAGGUCAUCGGUGCCGGGGAGUUUGGGGAGGUGUGUCGCGGGCGUCUGAAAGUCCUGGGGAAGAAGGAGAAUUAUGUAGCCAUCAAGACCCUGAAAGGAGGCUACACUGAGAAGCAGAGGCGGGACUUCCUGAGCGAGGCGAGCAUCAUGGGCCAGUUCGACCACCCCAACAUCAUCCGACUGGAGGGCGUCAUCACCAACAGCUGUCCGGUCAUGAUCAUCACAGAGUUUAUGGAGAACGGUGCCCUCGACUCCUUCCUCAGGCUGAACGACGGUCAGUUCACUCCGAUCCAGCUGGUGGGAAUGCUGCGCGGGAUCGCCUCGGGAAUGAAGUACCUGUCGGAGAUGAGCUACGUCCAUCGUGACCUGGCGGCGCGAAACAUCCUGGUCAACAGCAACCUGGUGUGCAAGGUCUCCGACUUCGGACUGUCGAGAUUCCUAGAGGAGAACUCCUCCGAUCCCACCUACACCAGCUCGCUGGGUGGCAAGAUCCCGAUCCGAUGGACCGCUCCGGAGGCCAUAGCGUUCCGAAAGUUCACCUCCUCCAGCGACGUGUGGAGCUACGGCAUCGUCAUGUGGGAAGUGAUGUCGUUCGGAGAAAGACCCUACUGGGACAUGUCCAACCAAGACGUUAUCAAUGCAAUCGAGCAGGACUAUCGCCUGCCCCCUCCCCCCGACUGCCCCAACUCUCUGCACCAGCUCAUGCUGGACUGCUGGCAGAAGGAGCGGAACGUGCGCCCCAGAUUUGCCCAGAUCGUCAGCUCCCUGGACAAGCUCAUCCGCAACCCAGCAAGCCUCAAGAUCCUGGCUCGUGAGGCCGCAGGGCCAUCCCACCCGCUCCUGGAUCAGCGCCUGCCCCCUUUCUCCUCCUUCGUCUCGGUGGGCGAGUGGCUUCGGGCCAUCAAGAUGGGCCGCUACGAGGAUAGCUUCGUGCAGGCUGGCUUUAGCAACUUCGACUUGGUCAGCCAGAUCUCAACAGAAGACUUGCUUCGAAUCGGUGUCACCUUGGCUGGUCACCAGAAGAAAAUCCUGUCCAGCAUUCAGAACAUGAGGGCGCAGUUAAAAAAUCCACAACCGGCUCGAUUCUGACACCCGCGGCAAUACCACCAGACCCCAGCGCCCUUGAACUGGCGGAAAAGCCAACACAGCCUUUCAAACUUUGAUACACCCCCUCCCUUUACCGGGUGGGGAGUCUGGUGCUAAACAAGGCUAAACGUGACAUUGCACUUUCCAUUUGUGGAGGAUUGGGAGCCAUACCUUAACCCUACGCCCCAGACCAGGGGUGUCCUGAGGGGCCAUUAUCCCAGGUUUGUUUAACAGGUAAAAUGAGAUCAUGAACGACUUCAGAGUCCGGAUGGAGGUUUAACUGGUUCAAUUAAACAAUUUUAGAACAGGGUUGGAACAAAGACCAGGAAUUGGAAGGACCAUCUUUGGCCACCCCUGCCCUAGACCUUCUUUCCAAACGGGCUUCCCAUUCCUGUUGGGAGGGGGGUGAAAAGAUAACGGAUUUACGACAAGGACUAAAACAGCACUGAUGGGUUGACAAGAGUCACGAUUCGACCCGCAGACUUGUCACGGUCCCAGUUUCGUGUGCAGGUCUCAGUGAGCUUAAAGCUGUACCCAUAGUGCAGUUUGGUGUGCCGUGAAGUUUGGACUCGGGUGGGAAAAACAACAAGCCAUCGGAUUCUGUGAUGGCCAACAUGAUACUCCGUGAAUCCUUGCACUUCCCUGGAGUCUUAUACCGUGAUGCACCUCCGAAUCGGAACACAAAAGAUUGCUGGACUAUUUGGCAAGGGUUUGCAGGAUCGUGGACUAAAUAAAGUCUGCAGAAUAAAACCUUGAGGGAUUUUUUUUUUGUUUGUUUUAAAUCUGGUCCCUGUAUAAUUUAGACCUGAACUCAAACCCAGCAGGGUCGCUUUGAAAGAUCCUGGGCGGCGAAGAACGAAGGAUUCUAUCAGUGAGAUACAGACAAAAUCCGGAUUUAUUUUAUUUCAGCUCUUUCAUCUUUUAACCUGGAUCUCCUUUACUCUAUCGCAAAAAAUACAUCUUCCAGCCUAAUUUGCCUGCUUUCCUUCUAAAAUUUGGGGCAAGCUUACUCCAGCAACUGCUGUGAAAUUUUUGGUUUUAAGUCCAGUUUGUAGGUCUGGUUUGAAGCCAACAGCGUGGUGGAAUUAAAAGUGGACAAGUGCUCCGAAAAAAACAAAACAAAAAAAAAACUGUGGACACUUUUGUAUUGUGAAAGCCAUAGAGCUGACCUUUGACCCUGAAAGAUGACAUCGCUGUGACGUGCGAAACCACAGGAAUCAUGGGAACGUGAACCAAAUCUUCAUAUUGAAGAUUAUAUUAUAUACCUAUAUAUAUAUAUAUAUAUAUAUAUAUAUAUAUAUAUACACACAUAUAUACAUGUACAAAAAUAUAUACAUUUGUUGGGAUCGGGAGAUUUGAGUAUUUUCCCAAUAGUGUAGCCAGGCGAUCACUCCGAGAAAUUAUUUAGAGCACUGCCAUUCUGUGCAGUUAAUGAUGUUUUUUUAUUUUCAUUAAUUUGUUGUAUGAUUUGCCAAAUAUUCAGUUGCAGGAACUAUUGAAAUCUCCGUUAAUGCCGAGACCAAACGUCUUCAAUCCCUGAUCUGAAAGUGCAAUAUCAAUUCUCAAACUGCUGCAAUUAGCCUUAGCAUCAAUAAACAUGAGAUUCCCUAGAACGGGGGAGGGGGGGGAGGGGCCCAGGCCUGUCCCGGUGAGCCACAAUCCAGCAGGGUUCAUAGGUAGCCCUUAAUCAUCAAUUACUUAAGACUUGGAACAGUUUCUUUCAGACUCAUUAAGCAGUAAUGCUUUCCAUUUAAAGCAGCAAUUUGUUCAAUUAAGUCAUUUUCGAGAUCAUUUUGAAGAAAAACCUGAACACCUCGCAGACCACUGACCAUUCCUGAUUUAAUUGAACACGUUAACUUCAGCUAAAUUCAUUGAACAAUUUGCAUUCCUCAGAAAUGGAUGAUUUCAGGGUUACCUGUCAAACCUGCUGGAUUGUGGCUGUCCCGGACCAGCGUUGGUCACUCCCUGCCCUAGAAGAAUGAGAUAGCACUCAAUUAUAUUUUCUUCAUAUAACCUAGUCUUGUUUCCUGUUGCCAACCGAAUACACAUUUGGAAUGUCUGUGGUUUUAUUGAGUUUUUUCCAUCACUUUUUCUUUUUCAAUUUUCCAGAAAUGUUGACGGGAACAAUUAAGCAAAAUGAGUCGAAUCUAAAACUCUGAGAUAUAUUUCCAAGACACCCCCAGCAAACUGAUUUCGAUCACUGGCUCUGCUGAAGCCUUUCAGAGUGGCCGUUUGCCAGGAUUAAGAUAUAAAUUACAUUUCAGCUAGGCUUGGUUUCAACAAGGAUAUUUAUAAAAAUCGAAUCCCAACGAAAAAUAAUCAAACCCUCCUGCUGUUUGUCAACCCUGUACUCCAAUAUUUCUAUAAUUUAUUUGGCUUCAAUUAGGCUACAUGUUUGCUCACUAAAUAAAAUACCUUCAACUCGU